CCUUGAAGGAUCUGACCAGCAUCGUGGAUGGUUUCAGAGCUCUUUAUUAACCAGUAUUGCAGCAACAGGAAUUGCUCCUUACUCAUGUGUUGUUACACAUGGGUUUGUACUUGAUGAAAAGGGUAUGAAAAUGAGCAAAUCUCUUGGUAACGUUGUUGAUCCUGAUGUUGUAAUUAGUGGAAGGAAAAACACAAAGGAUCAACCGGGUUAUGGAGCUGACGUUCUUCGUCUUUGGGUUUCAAGUGUUGACUACACUGGAGAUGUGUUGAUUGGCCCUCAAAUUCUCCACCAAAUGUCUGAUAUGUAUAGGAAACUACGUGGAACAUUGCGGUUUCUAUUGUCAAAUCUGCAUGAUUGGAAUGUGUUAUAG
Zingiber officinale is the source of this 370-nucleotide messenger RNA. Its product is annotated as isoleucine--tRNA ligase, chloroplastic/mitochondrial-like. The transcript has 4 exons. Gene Ontology annotation, cellular component: cytosol. Lineage: Eukaryota; Viridiplantae; Streptophyta; Magnoliopsida; Zingiberales; Zingiberaceae. The record is from RefSeq and is a predicted model, not a curated record. Gene Ontology annotation, biological process: isoleucyl-tRNA aminoacylation. Gene Ontology annotation, molecular function: ATP binding; isoleucine-tRNA ligase activity. The coding region runs from base 125 to 370 and encodes 81 amino acids.